Molecule: messenger RNA, 2841 nt
Organism: Musa acuminata AAA Group (dessert banana)
Lineage: Eukaryota; Viridiplantae; Streptophyta; Magnoliopsida; Zingiberales; Musaceae
Product: ARM REPEAT PROTEIN INTERACTING WITH ABF2-like
Exons: 6
Coding region: 1-555 (184 amino acids)
Source: RefSeq, a predicted model, not a curated record
AUGGUUAAUUGCCAUUCAUGUUGCACGGAGAGUCAAAGGGAAGCAGCUUUACUAUUAGGGCAAUUUGCUUCAGCCGAUUCAGAUUGCAAGGGAGGUGCUGUCCGCCCUCUGAUCGGGAUGCUUCAGUCCCCAGAUAUUCAACUUAAGGACUCACACAAACAAGCUGGUAUUGUCUACAAUGGCGGUUUGGUGCCUCUUCUUAAACUUCUUGACUCGAAAAAUAGAUGUUUGCAACAUAUUGUUGCAUUUGCUCUUUAUGGUAUUGCAGAGAAUGAGGAUAAUGUCUCUGAUUUUAUCAAGGUAGGAGGUGUUCAGAAGCUACAAGAUGGUGAAUUCAUUAUCCAGGCAACUAAGGACCGUGUAGCAAAGACAAUGAAGAGAUUAGAGGAGAAGAUUAAUGGGCCAGUACUAAAGCAUUUAUUAUAUCUGAUGCGAGUUGGAGAGAAGGUUGUCCAAAGACGUAUAGCUUUGGCUCUUGCUCAUUUAUGUUUACCUGAGGAUCAAAGAACUAUUUUCAUUGAUGAUGAUGGUACUGUAUCUGUCCAGCAACCAUGACAUCCUUCUGCUUUUCCUCCUUAAGCAUCAUAUUCUCAAUGUAGGACUUGAUCUUCUUCUCGAACUAAUGGGAUCGACUAAUCUAAAACAACAGCAAGAUGCAUCAGUCGCUCUUUACAAGUUGGCUAAAAAAUCCCUAACACUCUGUUUUGUUGAUGCAGCUUCUCCAUCCACCUCACCUCAAGUUUGCUAAAAUAGGUAUUCCUUAAUUUUGUUUCUAAGCAGUUUUAGCAGUAAAACAUGUCCCAUAUUCACAUAAAUACAAAAAUAUAUAAAAAGGUCAGAUUUUCAAUUCUUGGAGCUAGUUACUUGGAAUUUGAAAGUGCUUAUGUAAUUGUUUUGGCUAGUCUUCUAACUCAAAGUUUUUUUGAAUUGUCUGUCUUGACUCUUGAGACUGAUCAAACAUAAAUAUUACUUGAUCAGUAUAAACCUUUUUUCUAAUUGGAGAAUGAAAAUUGUUUGCUUAUCUACAAUAUCACUUUAUCCUGCAACAAGCAUAUGCUAGAAAGGAGAUGCGAAUUUACGAUCUAAUUGUUACAAAUCAUUGGAGAAAUUGAGGCAAAAGUAUAUACCUUACGACAAGGAAUGAACUACUGGGUAUUCUUAUUAGUGAAGAGGAGGCAUUAAUUUUGCAGGUUUGACCUCUUAAGUAGAUCGCUUAUGUUUGAAAUCAGCAAUCCUAUUUUAGUUGAAACGAACAUGGAUACACUGGUAGAUUACUGCUCAAGACGAAAAAAAAAGAAUCACAUGUCAUAAUUGAUAUCUGAAUAAUCAAAAUCCUGAAUGUUUGAUGUUGGGACUUCAUAUGCAUCCAAUGUGUACAAAUAUGUUUUGCUACGUAACAAAACUUCUACAUGCUAUCAUAGAGAAAUACAUGACAAAUGCAAAGGCCCAAUGAGUCUGUCAACUAUGCUAGAACAGAGCUAUAUACCUAUAAUAGUACUAAUCAAGUUGUUCAUGUAGGUGUACCUGGGCGAGCAGUUACCUUUCUAGUUGAAGGUUGUGGACUAUUCUUACCAUAUGUAGUUUUUUCCUUUAAACAAUUGCAUAGCACAUUUAAAGUUAUAGCAACUUAUGUAUGCUACAUUCCUCAUUUAAAAGGAAGCUAUUAGUUGUGUGCGCUAAAUAUCUAAAUGUUCAUUAUCUGUUCUUUUCCAGGCAAGUGCUUUUAUGCACACAGAAUUGCUCUGUUUGCUUCUUCGGAUGCAUUUUGUGCAAUGUUUGAUGGUGUCUACCGGGUAAGGGAACUCAUGUGUCAACCAUGCUUGUUUUUCUUCAGAAUUAAGCCCUAAUCAUGAUCAGAUGUCUGGAAAUAAUGUUGUCAAAAAAUGACUAGUUUCUGAUAUAAAGAAGCUAUAGCACGCGUCAUAAAUAAAGCAUUUACAUGCGAUACAAAGAGGCAUAUCUGUCUAUUUUGAUGUGCUUUGGUUAGUGAAUACAAUAAAAUGGUGAACAGGUUUUACAAUUAGAUAAAUUAAAUACUAAGUUGCCAUCUCAAACGUUUGUUGCUUUGUAAAUGUUAAUGUAAAUCUCCCAUGGUCCUAUCUGUACAUAAAUAAUCAUGCAGAAUUGAGAAUCAUAUCUUUGAUCACUAAGAUUGUCUUAGUACUUGCUUGAUGCAUAUCAGAAAUGCUGAUUUGUAGAAAGUUAAAGUCUAUAGUUUUUUUAAUUCUUAUGGACAUAUUUUAAAAUUUAAUUUUUUUAAAAUUCCUGAAUAAAGCAUGGCAUCAUUAGUUCUACAACUUAUUAUGUCUGAGUGAUGCACUUGUCAAGGACAAGAAUAUGCUGUAUGUUGUGAAAUUUGUUUUUGUUUUGGAUUUUGCUGCAAGAAGCAUUAGUAAAUCCAUCCACUGUCUAACAUAGCACUAUGUCCAAUGUGUGAAAGUUUGAUGAAAACCUGUCAUGUGAACGGGCAGUUACUAUGCAUAGCUGCACAUAAGAGGAAAAGUCUGGGUUCUGCAAUCAUGGUAUUAUAAAUUCGUGAGACUUCACAAUGGCAUAUGUAUUAAUCAAUAUUCACUUUUUUUUUUUUGCAUAUACUAUUGGUGCGGCAUGAUUGCUUUAAUAGGGCUUGGUUUCCUUGCAGUGCUCAUAUAGAUACUUGCCUAUUGACAACUUCAACUUGAAAUGCUUGUCAGGUAGGCUAUACCUAAAUGUUUCAAAUUUUCUAUUGCACUAACCUUGUUUGUGCUAAAAUUUAGAUGGAUGAAUUUAUUUACUUUCUAAACAAUAAUAAAAACAUUGAUAUACUUGGAGAAAUAUAUAUUCAAGUGCUUAAUGAUCCAU